AUGGCGACCCUCGAAACCCAACCCAGAUACAUUUACAAGAUCAUACCCUCCACGGCCCCAGUGCGCGAGCCCAUCCCCGAGCGACUGCCCGUCAGUGAAUUGGAUCAGGAGUCAGGGUUCAUACAUCUCUCAAUGGCGUCGCAGGUUCCGAACACCUUGAAGUUAUUCUUCAGCGAUGAGCCUUUGGUGUAUAUUGCGCGGAUUCAUUAUGCGGACAUUAUUCAGGAUAUCCGAUGGGAGUCGCCGGAUGGGAAAAUUUGUGGUCCACGUCCCGGCGAGGGGCUUUUUCCGCAUCUAUACAACGGACUCAAACUCGGCAGAGAUGAAGUGGAGAGUGUGGCGAUCUGGCAAAAUGAGGGAGGAUGGGACAAAGCUCUGGACGGCGCGAAACCAUGGCUCCUGUACUAG
Messenger RNA from Penicillium oxalicum, 408 nucleotides. RefSeq names its product DUF952 domain-containing protein. The transcript has 2 exons. NCBI's taxonomy places the organism in Eukaryota, Fungi, Ascomycota, Eurotiomycetes, Eurotiales, Aspergillaceae. The coding region runs from base 1 to 408 and encodes 135 amino acids. The record is from RefSeq and is a predicted model, not a curated record.